UACAGUGGAGAGAUCAUUUGGAAUUGCGAUACAAUAGCUCUUCAGAGACUGGAAGAUGUCGGUGGCAGAGGGAAAGGCACGAAGUUCGAUAGAGAAGUCAAAAAAGUGGAAUCUAUGGAAGCUGUUUCCUCACGUUUUUCUCAUACUUUCACUCGUCGGAUAUGCAGCCUUGGGAGCGGUGCUAUUCUGGUACAUAGAGGGAGGGCGUGUGUACAACACAGAAGGGGAAUAUCGUGAGUUUUUGGGUGAACUGGUGCGCACAAUUCAGAAUUAUCCAGUUAAUUCGUCCAGCAAUUCUACUCAAGAACAAGAUUUGGUAAAAGAACUAGAGAAAGAAAUCAACAGGGGGUUCAAGUCCAUAUGGCUUCAACGUCCAGAGCGAUGGACAUAUGAUGCAUCCUUGUUCUUCUGCUGUACUGUAUUCACAACCGUGGGUUAUGGAGAGAUCUAUCCGGUGACCCUGAAUGGUAAGGUGGUCUGUAUCCUGUAUGCCAUGGUGGGUAUCCCCCUCAUGCUCCUGGUCAUCACAGAUGUGGGAGACCUCAUGGCCGUGCUCCUGUCCAGGGCCUACAUCCACCUGCACAAUCUCUUCUGCAGGUUGCGUCAAUAUGGCCACUGGUUCCCCUCCCAUCACACAGAGAAGCCAGGGGACGGGGGCCAGGGGGGCCUCCAGGACGGAACCUACACAUUCAGCCACAAGGUGGUGGUCCGGGAGCCCAUCGACAUCCGACAGGUCCUUCACAGCCAGCAGUCUGUGAAUCGCAAGCCCAACCAGUUGCUGAACAACACAAAGAUCUUUGACUGCAUCAUUGCACGAGAGAACUUCAACAGGCAGGGCCCACUGGUGCGGAGCCUUUCUUGCCAUGAGCUGGACAGCAUGCUUCCCUUGCCCAAGGACUUUGCCAUCUGGGACUUCACAGGCAUCGGGGAGAGUAUGGACAAGCUAAACGUCCCGCUGCUCCUCAUCCUGGUGGUGGUGUUUGCCUACAUCCUGUUUGGAGGCCUCAUCCUGCCCCUGUGGGAGACAGAGUUCAACACCUUUGACGCCUACUACUUUUGCUUCAUCACCCUCACCACCAUCGGCUUCGGUGACAUCGUGCCCAACCACCCCAAGUACUUCAUGCUCACCUUCGUCUUCAUCAUCACGGGCAUGGCCAUCAUGUCCAUGGCCUUCAAGCUGGGCCAGUCACGCAUCGUCAGCUGUUACCGCCAGUGCAUGCGCUGUAUCAGCGGGGGGAAGGUGGAGAGGUAUGACAAUUUGGGGAGCGACUGAAUCGAAGAGUUUUGGCCACCAUCGGGCAGCUCAA
Messenger RNA from Salvelinus sp. IW2-2015, 1307 nucleotides. RefSeq names its product potassium channel subfamily K member 18-like. The record is from RefSeq and is a predicted model, not a curated record. Gene Ontology annotation, molecular function: outward rectifier potassium channel activity; potassium ion leak channel activity. Lineage: Eukaryota; Metazoa; Chordata; Actinopteri; Salmoniformes; Salmonidae. Gene Ontology annotation, biological process: potassium ion transmembrane transport; stabilization of membrane potential. Gene Ontology annotation, cellular component: plasma membrane.